This is a messenger RNA of Alternaria viburni, 1032 nucleotides long. RefSeq lists its product as uncharacterized. NCBI's taxonomy places the organism in Eukaryota, Fungi, Ascomycota, Dothideomycetes, Pleosporales, Pleosporaceae. The record is from RefSeq and is a predicted model, not a curated record. The transcript has 4 exons. The coding region runs from base 1 to 1032 and encodes 343 amino acids.
AUGACUUUCUACCACACUGCUGAGGACAUUCGCAUCGAGGACAACCAUGUGUUGAAGGCUCGUCUCCAGACCGCCGAAGGCGAGUGGAAUGACGCCGAGAUCGACCUCAACACCUGCAUCGGCAACGACAACGGCAACUUCCACUGGGAUGGCGAGGGCUUUGCCAAUUCUGCCGAGAACAUCGAGUUCGCACUUGAAGGAGAUGGCGACGUCCCCGUCCUCCGUGCCACCCUCUUCGACGCUGAUGGCAACCCCGAGACUCGCGACAUCAACUUGGGCGAGCGCAUCGUCAACAACGAUGGCAACUUUCACUAUGUAAGGGAUUUGCCUGGUUCUAGCUCUUGGGUCACUAGACAACGAGUCGAUCGCACAAAACAUCUGCUGCUCAGCAACCACUCGUACUCGCAUCGCCAAUCAAAGCUCACCAUGGCCGAAUCCACAUCUCUCGCAUCAUGGAAACUCCACAACAGGUUCGUCGACAUCGUCCGCAGCGACGCCAGUCCAAUCUUGGACCUCAUCCCCUCAUACAACACCCUUUCGUUUGACUACACCGAACUCGAAAACACCGUCGCACUGCGUAUGGGCGAAUAUGGCGACAGCGAAAUCCUAACACAUCCCAACGGCUCCGUAUCCAAGCGCGUAGUCCGCGACUCCAAGAUCCGCAAAGCAGGUACCGUCUUGGAAGUCAGCAGGCCAAUGAGUGGUCAGUUCAAAGCCAUCGCGCCGUUUGGCUGGAGUGAGACUGUACAGCAGGGUAUUACCACGCCGAUGAGUGCGCCGGCACAUGCGCUUGUGCUGAUGUACAUGCACAUCUGGGUUCUUAAGACGAACAAGGAAGAUGUUGAGUUGCCUAUACCGAGGUAUCAGAGUUUGUAUGAUGCACUAGUUUUGAUUCGAAACGCGUUAGAUACGGAGUUGGUGUUGCCGGUUGGGCAGCGCAAGGUUCCCGCGGAGGUCUUGGCCGCCUAUCAAAAUGGUGCUGUGGACAGGUCUCAACCAGUUGAGGAAGGGAAGGAGCUUGAGAAAGAAUAA